Acanthochromis polyacanthus (spiny chromis) is the source of this 5226-nucleotide messenger RNA. RefSeq names its product GRIP1 associated protein 1 (gene gripap1). Bases 97 to 2901 code for a protein of 934 amino acids. The record is from RefSeq and is a predicted model, not a curated record. Gene Ontology annotation, cellular component: postsynaptic recycling endosome; glutamatergic synapse; extrinsic component of postsynaptic early endosome membrane. Lineage: Eukaryota; Metazoa; Chordata; Actinopteri; Pomacentridae. Gene Ontology annotation, biological process: regulation of modification of synaptic structure; regulation of recycling endosome localization within postsynapse; neurotransmitter receptor transport, endosome to postsynaptic membrane. The transcript is spliced from 31 exons.
AUCAGCCUCGAAGUGAGCCCUCCUGCCUGUCCGUCCCUCUGUGCGGCUCUCCGUCUCCUCCGCUAGCCGAGCCUGCUAGCUGGCAGCCCGGGAAACAUGGCCAUGUCGCAGGCUCUGUCCGAGGAGGAGUUCCACCGGAUGCAGGCUCAACUGUUGGAGCUGAGAACUCAGAACUAUCAGCUGUCUGAUGACCUCAGGAAGAACUCAGCAGAGCUGAACUCCGUCCGUCAGAAGAAUGUGGUUCUGGAGAGAGACUUCAUCAAAGCUCAGAAGGCUUUAAAUAAAAGCAAGAAAGCUCAGGAGGUGGAAGCUCUGCUGAGUGAGAAUGAGAUGCUUCAGGGGAAGCUGCACAGUCAGGAGGAGGACUUCCGGCUGCAGAACAGCACCCUGAUGACCGAACUGUCCAAGCUGUGCACACAGAUCGAGCAGCUGGAGCAGGAGAACCAAGGCCUGAAGGAAGGGGGUGGAGCCUCAGCAGCCAGCCCGCCCCCUAACCCCGCCUCCAGCCCCGUAGAUGGAGAGCUGCUCCGCCUCCAGGCUGAAAACUCCACCCUGCAGAAGCAGAUGAAAGCCCUGCAGGAGCGCCAUGACAAAGAGCUGCAGAGGCUAGCCGUUGCUCAGGGCAACCAGGGCAUCACCACGGAGACCGACGGGUCAGCCGGCGCCAACGGAGUCUCUGAUGUCCCCGGAGGAGGGGAGGAGCCAGCGGGGGGAGCCAAUGAGAGACUGGACCAGACGGACUCCCAGCCGACAGACAAGCAGCUCCACGGCCUGUCAGAGACGAGCGUAGAGGAGAUUGUAGCUAAGCAGGCAGCGCUAGGCUGGUCGGCUGCUCUCUGUCCAAUAACUCACUGCUUUGGACCAGAGCUGGAGAUGAAACUGAGCACCGAGCAGGAGGAGAAGAGGCUGCUGAGGGAGCAGAUCCAGCACCUGGAGGCGUCCAAACAGGGUGAAAUCACCAAACUGCAGGAGGAGAUCACUAAGCUGACUGACAAACUAAAGAAGAAGCAGGAGAGUUUCCAGCGUCUGCAGACGGAGAAGGAGGUUCUGUACAACGACAGCAGGACGAAGAUCGAUGAGAUCAACCAGAGGAAAGAAGAAGAGCUGAAGGCCUCGAACAUCAGGAUCCAGAAGCUGCAGACGGACCUCAUGGCAGCCAAUCAGACGACAGCAGAACUGAGAGAGCAGCUGCAGAGCAAAGAGAAGGAACAUGAGGUGGCUCUGCACACCCUAAAAGACCAGGUAGCCAAUCAGAGCGCAGUGAGUCAAGAGCAGGUGGACAACAUCCUGCAGGAGAACGAUGCUCUGAGGACAAACCUAGCUGCUCUAGAACAGGAGAACGGUGCUCUUGGGGAUGAUCUGUGUGCGCUUGAGCAGGAGUACAACGCUCUGCGGACUCACCUGUGCGCUCUCGAACAGAUCCAGACGGUGAAGACUCAGGAGAUGAAUCUGUUGAGGGAACAACAGGAAGCUCUGACGGCCGAACUGCAGCAGAGACGAACCGAACAGGAAAACCUGCUGGCUCAGAGGGAUGACCUGGACUCUCAGCUGCAGGAGUCCAGUUUCGCCAACAGGAAGUUGUUGGAGCAGCUGACAGAAGAAGGUCAGGAGAAGGAGAAGCUCCUGAGGGAGCUGGACGAGGCCAAGAAGACGGCGGAGAAGAGGAAGUCGAUGCUGGACGACAUGGCCAUCCAGCUGAACCAGGAGAAGUCCGACCACAAGGAGGCGCUGUCAGACCUCAAACUGCAGCACGAGAAGGAGGUCCUGGGGGUCAGGGCUCGUUAUGAGAAGGAGCUUCGAGGUCUCCAUGAGGACAAGAAUCGAUCUGAGGAGGAAAUCAGACAACAGCUCCGAGACGAGAAGGCCCGGUCCAAGGAGCUGGAGUCUCUGCAGCCUCGGCUGGAGGAGCUUCAGGCUCAGGUUCAGUCCAUGGAGGGAACCAAAGGCUGGUUUGAGAGACGACUGAAGGAGGCAGAGGAGAGCAUCGAGCAGAACUCUCUGCAGCAUCAGGAGGAGGUGGAACGUCUGCAGAAGGAGCACAGUGUCCAGCUGCAGGAGAAGCAGGAGGAGAUGGAGCGACUGAAGCAGCAGCUGGUGGAGGUGGAGAAGCAGAAGGACGAACACGUGGACGCCAUCGGGAAGCUCAAACAGGAGAUCAAAGACACCGUGGACGGACAGAGGAUCCUGGAGAAGAAGGGGAGUGCAGCGCUGAAGGACUUGAAGCGGCAGCUGCAGCUGGAGAGGAAGCGAGCCGAUAAACUACAGGAGAGACUCCAGGAGAUUCUGACCAACAGCAAAACCAGGACAGGUCUGGAGGAGCUGGUUCUGUCAGAGAUCAACAGUCCCAGUCGGACCCAGCAGACCGGAGACUCGUCGUCCGUCUCGUCCUUCUCCUACAGAGACAUGAUGAAGGAGACUCAGCCGACCAAUCAGAACAAGUCUGGAGGAGGAAGUCCUCAGUCCCAGCGUCCGGCCGAGCUGUCCGAUGACGAGGUCGGAGAGUUGUUCCAGCGCCUGGCCGAGGUCCAGCAGGAGAAGUGGAUGCUGGAGGAGAAGGUGAAACAUCUGGAGGUGAGCUGCUCGUCCAUGGCUGAAGACAUCUGCAGGAAGAGCGCCAUCAUAGAGACGUAUGUGAUGGACAGCCGCAUCGAUGUUUCCGGCUCGGCGGUCGGAGGUCAUGGAGGUUCUCAGGGAGAACGUGGAGGUCUGGGUUCAGUUCUCAGAGAUCUGGUGAAACCAGGAGACGAGAACCUGAGAGAGAUGAACAAGAAGCUGCAGAACAUGUUGGAGGAACAGCUGACCAAGAACAUGCACCUACAGAAGGAUCUGGAGGUUUUGUCCCAGGAAUUAGUCCGUCUCAGUAAAGAGAACAACCCUGGAGCUGCCGCCGGGUCGGGAUGAGGCUAUCACCUGGAUCCUCUCUGUCCAUUCCCCUCCUCCUCACCUGGAUGUUUGGGCUGGGCUCAGGCUAACACCUGGAUGUGAACUUUUCUUCUCCCCUUCCACUUCACAACCUAAGACCUACUGUGGGCUCCGAAUACUUCCUGGAGCUGCUAUGAUUUCAACACUUCAGUCUGCCUCCUCGGAUGUGACUAAUUGCUGAAGUGCUGAAGAAGAACAUAAUGACGAGGAGUAAAAGUCACUUUUGAAUGUACUGUAAUUAGACUGCACCGCUCUACUCUGUUGGGUCCUGGCUACGGCCUGGAAAGACUUAUUUCUAUUGUAACUGACUGUAAAUCUUCACUGUCUCUGUCUGCUGGGCCUGGCUAUGUCCUGGAUCUUCUGAACUGACAUCAUUGUGCAGUACCUCUGUUGUGAUCUGGUUACUUCCUGGGCUUCCAUCAGCAAAACAGGCAGCACUGCUUUACUGAAUGUGUGGGAUCUGUCUAUGACCUGGACUGUUGCUCUCAGCCGCACAUCAUGGCCUUCAUCAGCAGGUUGUCAGGGAGACGGUUGUUGAAGAGCAUGAGGUGUGGCUGAAACACAGUUAUUGAUUAUUCAUCUAUAAAUGAUCAGAUCAAUGAAAUCUGCAGAUUAAAAUCGUCAAUAAUCAAAUUUUAGUUAAUCUUUAAGUUCAGCAGGUUUGGAUGUGACUACGUUCUGGAUCAGGUAAUCCAACAUAUCGUAAAUGGCUGCUAAACUAAUCAAUACCGAUAUUAAUUAUAGGUCAAUAGUGAUUAUCGGUAAAUAUUUAGCUCCAAUACCAGACGUUAGCCUGAUCCCUCCACUCAGUUCAUUCAUGAAUAUUUUAAAGCUUCUGUCAGUUAAUAAAGCAAGCAUCUGAUCGAUUAUUGGCAGAUUGAUAACGUAUUGAUCUUCUUUUAGCCGGAGAACCUAAGCUUGUUUGCGUUGCAGCUUCAUAAAUAACAGAAAUAUUUAGUCGCCUUUAAAGAAUCUUUCACAUUACAAACAAACCAGAGUUCACGUGUCGGUCGGCUGUGGCUACGUCCUGGACAUUCAUUUACUAACUGAUUGUAUCUUUAGAUUGAUUUAACCAUUUUGUGCGUCCAUGUUGGGCCAUGACUACUUCCUGGAGCUCGCAGCUUCAACCUUCAGUGUCUUUUUAUUUUAUAAAAAAGAAAAAAAAACCUUCAUGCAGUUCGACUCCAGUUUCCUUGGAACACAGCAGGGACGCCAAAUGGUGUGGGCCGGUCUAUUUCCUGGAACAUUAUGAGGGCUUUAUUGGAAAGAAACAUAAAAAAUACAAAAGAUCUGACACUGAAAUCUGAAGUUUAUUUUGGAAUCACUGGAGAAAUUUGGCCGUAACUUCAUUGACACUCAGUUUUGCUUCGUCACCAUUUGGCGUCCCUGAACGUUUUUGUUUGUCAUGAUGUGGUGCUCUCCGGGGCUCUGUCUACGCCUUGGAUCAUAUUUCCAUCCUCAGCAGGGACAACAAACGGAGCAGAAGAUUAAAGUUUCAGUUUCCGUUUCGUGAAUUCUUGUGUUGGGCCGGGUCUAUUUCCUGAUUUUGUCUUUAAAUCUGACGAACUUUGGACACUUUUUCUGUCUGCUUUGCCUUCAUUACUGGAAUAUUUUGUUUGCUCGAUGGAGCCCGUCUACAUCCUGGUGUAGAGUGUAUUCCAGGACAUAGAUGGGCUCCAUAUCUACAUCCAAUGCCCAAGACGUAGACAUGGGGCCCGUCUACAUCCUGGAUUACACUCUACACCAGGCAAACCUGUGCUGGACUUAAAGCUUUUAACGGACUUUGUGUUUUGCGUUGCCUGUAUAUCGAUGGAUUGUUUUUUUGUUUGUUUGUUUUUGUUGCUCACUGCAGAAAACAUCAGUCUGGUGUUAAAAUCUCAACCUGAGGGAGGAAAAACUCGACUCGUGCAGCUUUAUAAACUCUUAUUCCACCUUAAACCAAACCUUAAACGCAAUUUUUUAAAAGUGCAAAAAGAACUGAAAGCAUUAAGAAAAUUAAAACCUAAAUUGUUGCAUGAGAUUUUGGUCGAUGAGUCUUUAAAUCGGAUGUUAGAACCGGACUGACCGGGCAGGAUCGGUCUAUGUGCUGGGCAGUGACUGGGUCCUGUCUCCUGCUUGUGUUUUUGUUGUUUAAAUCUGUAUAUAAACGCUGUGAUACGACUCCUAACUGUAUGAAGAAUCUAUUUAUGACUAAUGAUCAUGACGCUAAUUAUUGUAACUACAAGAAAAUGUGAUAAAAUUCUGUAUGACUAUGAAGUGUUUGUGUUUUUUUUAAAAUAAAUUGAACAGAAAUCAUAAAUCUGA